Molecule: messenger RNA, 1999 nt
Organism: Phasianus colchicus (ring-necked pheasant)
Lineage: Eukaryota; Metazoa; Chordata; Aves; Galliformes; Phasianidae
Product: interferon regulatory factor 4-like
Biological process (GO): immune system process; regulation of transcription by RNA polymerase II
Cellular component (GO): nucleus
Molecular function (GO): RNA polymerase II cis-regulatory region sequence-specific DNA binding; protein binding; DNA-binding transcription factor activity, RNA polymerase II-specific
Source: RefSeq, a predicted model, not a curated record
CUCAUCCUAUCGCUGGACAAGAGACCGAGUCCAUUCUUGGGCAGUGUGGGGGCAUGCAGGAAAAAAGGGACGUGCCCAGCUCCCAAAACCGGGAGAAAAGGGGAAAACAGCUCCUUAAGGACAGGAAAGCGUCACGAGUCCAAGAACAGCCUCAGGGUACUGCGGGAAGCGAGGUGUCCCGACGUGUCCCGGAGCCCCGAGUGCGCUGUGCCCUCCCCUCGGGCCGGGAUCCCGGGGCGGCAGCGAACCGAAAGCGGCGUCAGGAAAGGGAAAGUGAAAGGCCGGGUCCCGCCGCGCUUUCGCUUUCAGGGCCGCCGCACGUUCCCGAGAGCGGCGGGGCCGGGCCGGGCCGGAGCCGGGAUGGCGGAGCCGGGGUCUCCCAUGCGGCUGAAGGAGUGGCUGAUCGCGCAGAUCGACAGCGGCCGCUACCCGGGGCUGCGCUGGGAGAACCGCGAGCGGACGAUCUUCCGCAUCCCCUGGAAGCACGCGGCCAAGCAGGACUACCGGCAGCAGCAGGACGCCGCUCUCUUCAGGGCUUGGGCCGUCUACAAGGGCAAAUACCACGAGGGCACGGACAAGGCGGACCCAUCCACCUGGAAGACGCGGCUGCGCUGCGCUCUCAACAAAAGCACCGACUUCCAGGAGGUGCCCGAGCGGAGCCAGCUGGACAUCUCUGAACCUUACAAGGUGUACCAGAUUGUGUGCGACGGCACUCGGGAUGCAGAGAAGGAUGAGAAGGAUGGCAGAAUGCAGCCCACAACCAGCAAAGACUCACAGGGCCACAUGGCUGAGGAGAGCCACCGAGGCACAGCAGGAACGUGCCACAUGCCCACAUUACCCCUGCUAACUGCCCAUCCGGCAGAGCGAGGUGAGAGAAGGGCCCUGGUGAUGUGGGGGGCACAGGGUGGGACUGAGUACGGGUACAAUCACUGCUCUGCAGGAGCCACUCUGCUCUCCUGGUCCCCACACCACCUCCACCCCAACCCAGGGUACCACGUGCGGGGAAUCUUCUACGGCUGGAGCCCGACCCGCAGCCACCUGCUCCCCAGGGCCCCAUCCUUCCUCCCUGCCGAGGAUGUCAACCACUCAGACUGCUGGCUGCACAUCCGCCUCUACUACUGCGACGUGUUGGUGAAGGAGCUCACCACCCGCACGGCCGAGGGCUGCCGCAUCGCCUCGCGAGCUGAGGGUCCCUAUGGCCCCUCCUGCAUGGAGCAGAUCGAAUUCCCCCCACCACGUUCACUGGGAGGUGGCGGGUGGACAGUCGCUGUGACUGAGGUUCUGGAGAGGCUGCUGCCACACUUGGAGCGCGGGGUGCUGCUGUGGGUGGCCCCCGAGGGGGUCUUCAUGAAGCGGCAGUGCCAGGGCAGGGUGUACUGGAAUGGGCCGUUGGCCCCACACCGGGACUGGCCCAACAAGCUGGAGCGGGAGAAGACCUACAAGCUGCUGGACACGCAGCAGUUCCUGGAGGAGCUACGCAGGUACCUGAGCCAUGGGCAGCCAGCCCCACAGUACCAAAUCCACCUGUGCUUUGGUGAGGAGUACCCCACCAGCACCGGCCGCCAUCUCCAGAAGCUCAUCAUGGCCCACGUGGAGCCGGUGUUUGCACGAGAGCUCUUCCACCACGCCCAGCGCCUUGGUCCUGCAUUGCUACGGGGCUGCCCCCAGCCCUGCACACCCGCAGCCCCCGGGCGCAUCGCUCACGUCCUGCAGCAGCUCUGCCAGCCCUGAGCCGGGCAGUUGAGGGGACACGAAGCCUGGGACGCGCGGCCGCCCAGCGGCGAAUCCGUAAAGCCACAGGAUGUUCAGCAGGGACGGAUGCAGAUGAAUGCUGGCUGGAGCGGGGCACUGCACGGAGCGCUGUAUUUAUUCCCCAAGAGCCCAGCAGAGGCUGCUGGGUGCAGUUGUGCCCAGCAGGGGACAGCCAGCUCUGUCCUGGUGCCUCGCACUGUGGGGACUUGCUGUUGUGAGCCGUAGAAAUAAAGGUUGUGUUUCGGUA